This is a messenger RNA of Gavialis gangeticus (Gharial), 1816 nucleotides long. It is a transcript of the gene TPST2, whose product is annotated as tyrosylprotein sulfotransferase 2. Gene Ontology annotation, biological process: peptidyl-tyrosine sulfation. Gene Ontology annotation, cellular component: Golgi apparatus. The transcript is spliced from 7 exons. The record is from RefSeq and is a predicted model, not a curated record. Gene Ontology annotation, molecular function: protein-tyrosine sulfotransferase activity. NCBI's taxonomy places the organism in Eukaryota, Metazoa, Chordata, Crocodylia, Gavialidae. Bases 150 to 1274 code for a protein of 374 amino acids.
AGCAGGACAGUGGUGUUUACCAGCCAUCUGCGUCUGAGCGAGAGGCCUGGCCGGCAGCGAGAUGAGCCUCCCCGGGGAAGGCGCAUGCUGGAUGGCCUCCACCCAGACCAAGAGCUGAAGGUAGAGCCCCCGUCGGCCCCCCAGCCAGGAUGAGGGUCAGCGUGCGGCGGGUGCUGCUGGGCAUCGGCUGCGCCGUGGCCCUGAUGGUGACGCUGCAGGUAGGGCAGCAGGUGCUGGAGUGCCAGCAGGCACUAAGCGGGCGGAGGCACUGGCAGAUGCGGCCUGAGAACGAGGAGCUGGUGAUGGUGGAUGCCAACCGCGUGGAGUACCGCUACAGCAAGGAGAUGCCACUCAUCUUCGUCGGCGGCGUGCCUCGUAGCGGCACCACGCUCAUGCGGGCCAUGCUGGACGCCCACCCUGAGGUGCGCUGUGGCGAGGAGACGCGCAUCAUCCCCCGCGUGCUGGCCAUGCGCCAGGCCUGGUCCAAGUCGGGGCGGGAGAAGAUGCGGUUGGACGAGGCGGGUGUGACAGACCAGGUGCUGGAUGCGGCCAUGCAGGCCUUCAUCCUGGAGGUCAUCGCCAAGCACGGCGAGCCAGCCCGCUACCUCUGCAACAAAGACCCCUUCACCCUCAAGUCCUCCGUCUACCUCUCCCACCUCUUCCCCAACUCCAAGUUCCUGCUGAUGGUGCGGGAUGGCCGGGCCUCUGUGCACUCCAUGAUCACGCGCAAGGUCACCAUCGCCGGCUUCGACCUCAGCAGCUACCGGGACUGCCUGACCAAGUGGAACAAGGCCAUCGAGGUCAUGUACUCCCAGUGCCAGGAGAUCGGGCGUUCCCGCUGCCUGCCCGUCUACUAUGAGCAGCUGGUGCUGCACCCAGAGCAGUCCCUGCAGGCCAUCAUGCAGUUCCUGGGCAUCGCCUGGAGCGAUGCCAUGCUGCACCAUGAGGACCUGAUUGGGAAGCCUGGCGGCGUCUCCCUGUCCAAGAUCGAGAGGUCCACGGACCAGGUCAUCAAGCCUGUGAACUUGGAGGCACUGUCCAAGUGGAUCGGGCACAUCCCAGGCGACGUGGUGCAGGACAUGGCCCACAUCGCGCCCAUGCUGGCCAGGCUGGGCUACGACCCCUACGCCAACCCCCCCAACUACGGCAGCCCGGACCCCCUGGUGAUCAACAACACGCACCGGGUCCUGAAGGGGGAUUUCAAAGUGCCGACUAAUCUGAAAGGGCAUCUGCAGGUGCCUCAGAACACGUCGGCCCCUCACUCGCUGAGUUAAUGAUUUCCAGGAGGCUGCAUGUGGCCUUUCAGCGUCCAGCAGAGAAGAAAGUUUGCAGUUGCAAAAAUGGAAAUCUGUUAUCCAAGCAUAUUGCUUGCUAAUAUUGCCAAAAUAGGACUGCUACACAAGGAAUGUAUUUGCAUUUAUUUGCAAAGGCCAAACAUGACACACAUUGGAUACCAGUUGUCUACCUUCUCUGAAUGCUCUGUGGUAAAGAGGAAAAUCCUAGGAGAGGAGUUUCCAGGCUGGAACUUCAGAGCGCAUUGGAAAGAGAUUUGUCCAUUCAGUUACUUGAGGACUUUUUAAAGUUGUAUUUAAAACUGUCUCGUCAUUCUGUUCUUCUGUUUGCAAACCGGGAAUAGGUGUUGAUAACCUCGUAGAGCAUUGGUUGUACAAGUGACAAUUGGAGAUCUGCCUUCUGUCGUUCCUUCACUUGUAAUUUACAGAAUCUAUUUAAAAAUUAAUAUAUGAGGCCAUCUGUUUCAUUCCUGGCUCCGCUCUGUUCAUUUCCUGCGGUGAUUAAACGCUGUUUCCAUACGAAA